Molecule: messenger RNA, 1428 nt
Organism: Diospyros lotus (date-plum)
Lineage: Eukaryota; Viridiplantae; Streptophyta; Magnoliopsida; Ericales; Ebenaceae
Product: cytochrome b561 and DOMON domain-containing protein At3g07570-like
Exons: 4
Coding region: 98-1216 (372 amino acids)
Source: RefSeq, a predicted model, not a curated record
AAUCGCUUCCAAUGGGCUAUGGCUACCCACCCACUACCAUCUUGUCUCAGUUAGACUAAUAAUCCAGAGAGAGAGAGAGAGAGAGAGAGAGAGAGAGAUGAAGAAGGCGUAUCUGAUCAGAGUGAUUAAUGUCAUCUUCUUCAUCAUCACUGCCUUGCCUGCUCAUCAUGUAAGCUCACAAAGUGAUCAAUCCUGCGCCUCCAUUGAUCUCAACCUCAAUUCCGAGUUGUUUCCAUUUGAUACCACCUCUCUCUCCUGUCAGCCUGUUUGGAAUCCUCAUGGCUUCAUCCUCAGAUAUGGACAAGCAGGACCGAGCACAUGGAGCUUUGUUCUCUCGGCACCCGACACCAAUUCAUACAUAGCAAUCGGCUUCUCCUCCAACGGCAGAAUGGUGGGCUCCAGCUCGGUGGUGGGCUGGGCGGCGGGCGGCGGCGCUGCCCAAGCUAAACGAUACUAUUUAGGGGGCCAAACGCCGCUUAUGGUGGUGCCUGAUCAAGGGAACCUCUUCGUUGUCGCUAAUUCUUCAACAGUUAUUUCUACUUCUUCAGGCAUAUACUUGGCCUUCCAGCUGAUCACCGAGCGGCCAAAUUCGCAUCUGCUCUACGCCGUCGGACCUGCCGGAUUUUGGCCGGCGGGGCCCACCUUCCAGUUGUCCCAGCACAGGGACAUGAUCUCUACUUACUUCAAUUAUGGCACAGGUGAAGCCGAAAGUGAAGGGUGGCCAUAUUCAACGCUGAGGACAUGGCAUGGCAUUUUGAGCAUGGUGGGGUGGGGCAUUCUGAUACCAAUUGGGGUGAUCAUUGCUCGUUAUCUCAGGAACUGGGAUCCCUGGUGGUUUACUUCCCACGUCUUAGUCCAAUCACUUGGACUCCUCAUUGGAGCAGUUGGUGUGAUUUGCGGGUUGGUUCUAGAGAACAAGAGCAUGGUCGAUGUCACCAAGCACAAAAUCAUUGGCAUCUCCAUUCUUGUUCUUGGUUGCCUCCAGGUCACCGUUGCCUUGUGCAGGCCUGGAACCCUUUCCAAGGACAGGAGGUACUGGAACUGGUUCCAUCACAAUGUGGGCAGGGCUAUAGUAAUUCUUGCUGUGGCCAACGUGUUCUACGGGAUUAGCCUGGCCAAGGCUGGGAGCGAUUGGAAUGGUGGCUAUGGUCUUGCUCUUGCAGCCAUAGUUCUGGUUGCUGUAGUUCUGGAGCUUAGGUUGUGGACCCAAAAAUAGAAUUCAUCUAUUUUUCUUGUUUUCCCUUCAUGAGAUUUGUACUUCUAAUUCCUACUCAUCAAGCUUCAGCAAAUGCACUACUCCUUGAAUGUUGAUAUAAACAGAGAUGAUCGCACUACUCCUUGAAUGUUGAUAUAAACAGAGAUGAUCGAUGACUUAGGACCUGUGUGAUUGAUCCAAUCGACCAAUUUAAUGAGAUUAAGGUUUGAUAA